Terrapene triunguis (Three-toed box turtle) is the source of this 6013-nucleotide messenger RNA. It is a transcript of the gene LLGL1, whose product is annotated as LLGL scribble cell polarity complex component 1. NCBI's taxonomy places the organism in Eukaryota, Metazoa, Chordata, Testudines, Emydidae. The record is from RefSeq and is a predicted model, not a curated record. Gene Ontology annotation, cellular component: cytoplasm; plasma membrane; cortical actin cytoskeleton. The transcript is spliced from 23 exons. Gene Ontology annotation, molecular function: GTPase activator activity; myosin II binding. Gene Ontology annotation, biological process: regulation of Notch signaling pathway; establishment of spindle orientation; regulation of establishment or maintenance of cell polarity. The coding region runs from base 110 to 3274 and encodes 1054 amino acids.
UCCAGGCUGCGGGCUGGCGGCGCGGGGCCGGCCGGGUGCAUGGGGCAGGCGAGCCCGCUGCCUGGCUGGCGUGGCAGGGAGCCCGGCGGCGAGCGCCCAGCCCGGCACGAUGAUGAAGUUUCGGUUCCGGAGGCAGGGGCACGACCCCCAGCGGGAGAAGCUCAAGCUGGAUCUCUUCGCCUUCAACAAGACCGUGGAACAUGGGUUCCCCAACCAGCCGAGCUCUCUGGCCUACGACCCCAAGCUGCGAAUUAUGGCCGUUGGCACCAAAUCGGGAGCUGUGAAAGUAUACGGCGCUCCAGGAGUGGAGUUCACUGGCUUGCACAAGGAGACUGCUGCCGUCACGCAGAUACACUUUUUGCCUGGACAGGGUCGGCUGCUGUCCUUGCUGGAUGACAACACCCUGCACCUGUGGGACGUCGACCAGAAGGAUGGCUAUUCGCGCUUGGAGGAGACCCGCAGCUUCAUCCUCCCGGGCCGACCCGGAUUCGACAGCACUAACUCUCCUCCCAGCAUUACCCGGGUGACGGUGAUCCUGCUGAAAUCUGCCUGCGAUGUGGCCUGCCUGGGCACAGAAGGGGGUGGCGUGUACUUCCUGGAGCUCUCUGGCUUAACGCUGCUGGAGGAUAAAACCCUGUAUCAAGAGGAGAUCAUGCAGAGCGUGCCAGACGACUACCGCUGCGGGAAGGCUCUUGGGCCAGUGGAGUCGCUGCAGGAACACCCUCAAGACUUCUCCAAGAUCCUGAUUGGCUACAGCAGGGGGCUGGCGAUCGUGUGGGACCAGAGCACCAGAAAUGUCCACCACCUCUUCCUGGGCAAUCAGCAGCUGGAGAGCCUUGGCUGGGAACGGAGCGGCAGGACGGUGGUGAGUUCGCACAGCGAUGGAGGUUACAUGGUGUGGUCCAUCAACAGUAGCUGCCAUAAGACUCUGCAGCCACUCAUGUCAACUAUCCCCUAUGGUCCGUUUCCCUGUAAAGCCAUCAACAAAAUCCUGCGGAGAACCUGUGACUCUGGAAAUCACUUCAUCAUCUUCAGCGGGGGCAUGCCCCGUGCCAGCUACGGGGACCGGCACUGCGUCAGCAUCUUGCAGGGCCAGAGCCUGGUCACCCUGGACUUCACGUCGCGUGUGAUCGACUUCUUCACGGUGCACCACACGGAGCCGGAGGAGGAGUUCGAUAACCCAAGUGCCCUGGUGGUCCUGGUGGAAGAGGAGCUGGUGGUCUUCGACCUGAAGACGCCCGGCUGGCCUACGGUUCCUGCCCCCUACCUGGCGCCCCUCCAUUCCUCCGCCAUCACCUGCUCCUAUCAUAUCUCCAACGUCCCCCUGAAGCUGUGGGAGCGAAUCAUCAGCGCUGGAGAGCAGCAGAGCCCCCGGCAUUCUUCUGUGAACUGGCCGAUCAGCGGAGGGAAAAACUUAGCCCAAGAACCCACCCAGAGAGGCCUUCUUCUCACGGGGCACGAGGACGGCACGGUCCGCUUCUGGGACGCCUCGGGGGUGUCGCUGCGGCCGCUGUACAAACUGGGCACGGCCAACAUCUUCCAGACGGACUGCGAGCACAGCGACUGCCUCAACCCGGCCAGCGAGGAGGAGUGGCCUCCCUUCCGCAAGGUUGGCUGCUUUGAUCCGUACAGCGACGACCCCCGGCUGGGCAUCCAGAAGAUUGCGCUGUGUAAAUACACGGCCCGGAUCGUGGUGGCUGGGACUGCCGGGCAGGUGCUCGUCAUGGAGCUGAGUGACGAGAAGUCGAAUCACAUGAUCAGUGUGGCCAUGGUGGACCUGCUGCAGGACCGGGAGGGCUUCACCUGGAAGGGGCACGACCGGCUCACCCCCAAGAAUGGCUCCAUCACCUUCAGCCCAGGCUUCCAGCCCAGCGUGCUGGUGCAGUGCAUGCCGCCGGCCGCCGUCACCGCCGUCACGCUGCACUCCGAGUGGAACCUGGUGGCCUUCGGCACCAGCCACGGCUUCGGGCUCUUCGACUAUUACCGACGCAACGCGGUGCUGGCCAGGUGCACGCUCCACCCCAACGACUCCCUGGCCAUGGAGGGGCCCCUCUCCCGAGUGAAGUCGCUGAAGAAGUCCCUGCGCCAGUCCUUCCGCAGGAUCCGCAAAAGCCGAGUCUCCGGCAAGAAGAGAGUUGGUGCCAACAGCUCCUCCAGCAAGGUGCAGGAAGCCAAUGCCCAGCUGGCCGAGCAGGCCGGCCCCACUGAUGUGGAGAUGACCCCCGUGCAGCGGCGGAUCGAGCCCCGGUCAGCCGACGACUCGCUCUCGGGGGUGGUGCGCUGCCUGUACUUCGCCGAUACCUUCCUCCGAGACGCCGCCCACCACGGGCCCACCAUGUGGGCUGGGACCAACUCGGGCUCCGUGUUCGCCUACGCCCUGGAGGUCCCGUCCCAGGAGAAGUUCUCGGAGCGCUCGGUGGAAGCCGUACUGGGCAAGGAGAUCCAGCUGAUGCACAGGGCGCCGGUGGUGUCGAUCGCGGUCCUGGACGGGCGAGGGAACCCUCUCCCGGAGCCCUACGAGGUGUCCCGGGACCUGGCCAAAGCCCCUGACAUGCAGGGCAGCCAUUCUGUGCUCAUCGCCUCGGAGGAGCAGUUCAAGGUGUUCACGCUGCCAAAAGUCAGUGCCAAGACCAAGUUCAAGCUGACGGCCCACGAGGGCUGCCGGGUGCGGAAGGUGGCGCUGGUGAGCUUCACCAGCCUGGCGUGCGAGGACUACACGGAGAAUUGCCUGGCGUGCCUGACCAACCUGGGGGACAUCCACAUCUUCACGGUGCCCGGCCUGCGGCCGCAGGUGCACUACGACUGCAUCCGCAAGGAGGACAUCAGCGGCAUCGCCUCCUGCGUCUUCACCAAGCAUGGGCAAGGCUUCUACCUGAUCUCGCCUUCCGAGUUCGAGCGAUUCUCCCUGAGCGCCCGGAACAUCACAGAGCCGCUGUGCUCGCUGGAGCUCGUCCGGCUUCGCGGUACCGCCUGUCACAGCCCCAAUUUCACCGGGACACCGAAACUGACCCAGGCCAACGGGACUCACGUGCUGCAGGGCUCGGAGGCGAACGGCUCCCCCGGCGACAGCACCCGGACGCCUGAGGAACCCCAGGCUGCCUUCUCCCCAGCGCCCACCGACUCGCCGAGCAGCCCGGAGAGCCCCCUGGACACCACCGGGGACAUCACCGUGGAGGAAGUGAAAGAUUUCCUGGCCUCCUCGGAGGAAGCGGAGAGGAACCUGAGGAAUGUGAGCGAGGAGGAGGCCCGCUCUCCGGGGAUCCUGAUUAAAUGAGGGACCGUGCCGGCCUGUCUCCGCGCCUGGAUUCCCUGGACACAAGACUUGACUGAGCCAGGCUGUCGGCUCCGCUUCUCCCCAGAGACCCUCCGCGUAACUUAGACUCGCCUCUUCUCUUUAACAUCCGGCCGGGAAGCUGGAGCGUGACGCCGCCGCCCCCCCCGCUCUGCCCCGGUUCGAAGGUUCUCUCUCUCCGCCGAGCCGCCUUCCGCCAGCGGGCCCAGUGCACUGCAACACUACAGCUCUGCCCCCCGCAAAGCAAAAUCCGGACCCGGGGCAGCGGGGUGGAAUCACUGCUUCCGCCUGGCCUAGACCGGAAGGGACUGCAUCCAUCUCCCGGGACCCCAUUGCCGGGGCGCAGCAUCACACGGACGCCUGGGGGGAGGGUUUUAUACAGUUAGUCUCUGGUUUGGGUUUUUCUCCCCCCCUCUGCUGAGCUCCCAGAAGGAUUCUGAUCUGGGACGGGGGGGAUAGGGACAUUGCUUUGCCUGGGGGGUGGUGUUUACAUGUUUACUCCUCACUCGAGCAGCUCUUUGAAUACUUCUACUUUCCGCGGAACUGCCUGCCUGCCGCAGAUGGUAAGUCCGGGAGGGCUGGCUGGACUCGCCUUAACACCCGUCUGCCACUAGGGGUCCCUCUCGCUCAAUACCGGAUUGAUUUCUCAGUGAUGUUGACGGCAUUCCCCCCCGGCCCCCUUCCCCACCCCUCUGCAAGGCCCAUGGGGAAUGAUCUCCACUUGUCUCAAGGAGCAGAGUUCACCCUCUGGGGACCCAUUGGCUCUCGCUGUAAAGUGCCAGGAGGACAGGGGAAGCUGGUGGGGGUGGAGGGCUGGUGCCAGCCGCUCCGUCGUGUAGCGGACGGGUGAUCGCUGCGACCAAUAGCACAACUCCAGAGCGUCUCACUGGCACUGGAGGUGAAAUAGCCGCGCUAGGGUCCAGCUCCUUUCUUAGCACCUUUCCCUCCUCCUGAGGGGCAGGAGAGCCAAGUUCCUGCUCUGGUUUAGCAGCCUUUAGUUUGGGGGCUGGUUGCCUCUAGGGGCCUUCAUCUUCCAUCUUCACAGCUGGCUCCAGCUGGGUUCCCCCCCCCCCUCACCUCUUGGAACACCUUUGGAUGAAGGAGACCAGGGCAGAGUCAGUCAGCACCAGGCACGGCUUGCCCAAGAUGGGACCCUGCCAUGCUGAUCCAGGCGUGGGUGACCCAAGGCCAGUGCCUUCAAACAGGCGUGCCUAAGAGUUAGAUGCCAAAACAAGGGGCUGUAGACUCUUCUCUUCUUUCCCCGCCCGCUCCAAGGUGCUGAGCAGCUGCCUCUUGGUCUCACCGGUUGUUGCAAGUGCCCGGCUCCUCUGGAAACCGGUCCGUGGCGAUUACACACUUGGUUUCCAACGCCUCUGUAUGAAAACGGCCCCAGAUGUUUGCCUGCCUGCACCAAGACCGUUUACGUGCAGUUGUGACUUUCCAGGCUGCUCGCAGCCUCAGCCAGGUGUGAGACGGGGCCCGAGUUCUGCUGGAGGAGGUUCCCUUCCUUGCGUUUCAGCCAGGCUUUGCAAUCAGACUCUUGCUGCUUCAGGGCAAAGCAACCUCUGAACUGGCUUUCCGCGCAGCCUGCUUUUAACGUGGGCCACCCGACGGCCCCUGGGGGGGAACCCUGGCCCGAGUUACACUUUUAACCCCAUGUGGCAUUUGAAACUUCCCCGGCCACUGGGCUGACAGGUGGCUGCUGGUCAGGGAAGUUCAUUCCCAGGCAGCGGAAAUGCAGGUGCCUGUUGAUCAAAAGGCUUGUUGCUGGCAGACUGGUCAGUCUCAGCGGGGUUAUUUUAAUCCAUUUCCUUAGGAUCCUGUUUUUCCUUCAGCGCCGCUUGAGCUCUUUGCACAGGUGGGAUGAGGCUUUUGGAUGGGGGGGUGGGGGGCGCGCUCGGUGAAUGUUGAAGAUGAUUUGUUUUGACUUGGUCACACUUAAAAGUCAGGUGGGGGGGCCCCGAAGGCAGCACUGAAGAACGUAGCCUGAGCCGCUGUCGAGCGGUAGGUCCCGUUUCUAGCAGUAUCAGUUUCCUUAGUUGCUCUGAGCUGGCGUGUAGAGCAAAGCCCGGUGGCCGCUGGGGAUUCCUGUCUCUAAACUGGAUUGGAAGGUGACUCCUGGGCCUGAGGGGCCUCUCCCCUCGGGGUUGGGACGGAGGAAGCUCAACGGCUCAAGCCUGGCCCGGCUUCCACAGCGAUCUCUGGCUGCCAUCCCUCUGCUCUGAACUCUCCAUUCUUGCCUGAUCAGCGCUGGGGCUGGGAAACGUCCCCUGCUCCGCUCUGUUCUUCCCAGCGGGAGGGGGGGAAUCUCGUAGCCAGGUCAGCUCUUGUUCACACAGCUUUAGCCCCCGGAGUGUUCUCCCUCGUCUCCGGGAGGCCCCUUCACAGGGUGCGCACCUGCUCCCAGUGCUGCCGGGCAGGCCUUGUUUUUUCCCCCCGUUGCAAGGGCUGGGGGCCUGGAGCUGGAGGCCAGGGCAGGCCUGGGAUCGAGUGAAUGCCGUACCCCCUCAGUGCCUGAUCCAGGCUGCUUUCCUCUUUCCAAAGUGCCAAAGGGCAUGCUGGGCCCUGAAAGCCCCAGUACCUGAGCUGUUGUAGGAGUUACAAGGGCUGGGAUGGGGGCAUUUGCCUGCAGCCCCCUCACCCUGCCUUUAUGGGUCAUCAGCCCCACCUCUUACCAGCACGAGCAAAUGCCCAUCUCCCCUCGGCCGGCCUUGUCACAUG